UUGUGUUUUUUCAUUGCUGCAGGCCCCGACACAGUUGGCUGGAAAAGCUUACUUGGUUAUCUCUCCCUCUAAAAAACAGUUGUCCAAGACUUCCCGAGUCUCCCAGGAGUCCAGGACUGGCCUAGCAGUUUUUACAGCGGAGGUCCAUCUGUGGUUAUCGUUUAUAUGGAUAAAACACCUGUUCUUGGUCUUCCUCACGACAAUGGCAGAGUUCCAAAUGAUUCAACCUCUGCUCCUAGCAAGGGGAAAAGAGGAAGGAAAGGGUCCCAAAGUACAGAAAGUAAAAGUUAUCCCUUGAGAUCUGCACAUAGUAGUGCCAGGGUGCUUCGGUCUACCUCAAAAACUGAGAGUAAGACACCUAAUGAGCCAGUCAGUCCCUUGAGAUCUGCACAUAGUAGUGCCAGGGUGCUUCGUUCUACCCCAGAAAAAAAGAGGAAAACACCUAAGAAGCCAGUAAAGCCGCUGAAAUCUGCACGUAGUGGUGCCAGGGCGCUUCGCUCUACUUCAAAGAAGAACAGUAAGGCACCCAAUGAGCCAGUAAAUGAUAAUACUGCUGUUCAGCCAACUGCCAAGAAAAGGAAAAGAGGCAGGCCCUCGAGUGCAGAAAGUCCCAAGAAUGAGAAUCAGUGCAUCAAAAUUCGUCAGCGAGUUAGAUACGUUUUGAAUCGGAUGAACUAUGAACAAAGUUUGAUUCAAGCUUAUGCUAGUGAAGGAUGGAAAGGUCAAAGUUCGGAAAAAAUAAGACCUGAGAAGGAGCUUGAACGAGCCAAGGCGGAAAUCUUGCGAUGCAAGUUACGAAUUCGGGAAGCUUUUCGUAAUAUGGAUUCUCUACUGUCUGAGGGGAAGAUCGAUGAAUCUUUAUUUGAUUCCGAGGGAGAAAUAUCUAGUGAAGAUAUUUUCUGUGCUAUAUGUGGUUCGAAGCAUGUUACAUUGAAAAAUGAUAUCAUUCUUUGCGAUGGAGCCUGUGAUAGAGGGUUCCACCAGAAGUGUUUAAACCCUCCUUUACUAGCAGAAGACUUUCCUCCGGAGGAUGAAGGAUGGCUUUGCCCUGCAUGUAAUUGCAAGUUAGAUUGUAUAGAUGUACUAAAUGAACUCCAAGGGAGCACACUUGAUAUUCAUGACUCAUGGGAGAAAGUUUUCCCUGAGUCAGCUUCGCUUGCGAAUGGUGCAAAGCAAAUUGGUUCAGCUGAUCUUCCAUCGGAUGAUUCAGAGGACAAUGAUUAUGACCCUACUUUAGCUGAAGGCAACAUGGUAGAUGAAAACAAGUCUUCUGCAGAGGAUGGGGAUGAAGGAUCAGAUUCUGAUGACUUGGAUUUUAUGACAUCGUCUGAUGAUUCUGAACCUUCGACGAAGAAAAGCUCUAAAUCAAAGAAGAAAACUACAGUGGAUGAUCUUGGGUUGCCUUCUGAGGACUCGGAGGAUGAUGACUUUGAUCCAGAAGGUCCAGAUUCCAGCGAGGACCAAAAGACUAAAACAAACUCAGAGGAGUCGGACUUCACAUCUGAUUCAGAUGAUUUCUGUGCUGAAAUUUCUAAAUCUUGUGGCAAGGAUGAAGUUCCGGCACCCCCAUUUUCAGAUCAGACUGAUGGAGUGGAAAUUAUGGAGGCAGAGCUAGAGCAAGACUUGGUGCUGCCGGCUUCAAGUAGGCGACAAGUUGGACGUUUGGAUUACAAAACGCUUUAUGAUGAGGCUUAUGGAAAAGAAACCUCUGAUCCAAGUGAUGAAGAAGAGUGGUCUGGAAAAGAGAAUUUAGAAGACAGUGAUUCAGAUUCACUUGAUGGGUCACAUCGGCCUGCCAAAACAUGCUCUUCUAAAAGAGCACGAGGCAGACAGCGGAAUGUUGAACAUACUCCAAGGAGUGAAGAGCGCACUGAAGUGCUUCACUCUAAUGGUAGCAGUAGCAUGGGCCGUAAAGGACAUGGUCCUAUUGUUCGUCAGAAGCUUAAGGCGCAUAUCGAGAAAGAUCCUUAUCCUAGUCGCUCAACAAAAGAAAGUCUCGCACAAGAGCUAGGCCUGACACUCCAUCAGGUGACUAAAUGGUUUGCCAGCACUCGUCAUUACUCUAGAGUUGUUGCUUCCAAAAAGGAGAAGCAUCCAGAAAACCAUACUGCUGAGAAUAACGAUAGAAUGGCUGAAGAUCGACAGGUAGAACCCAAUGGCAGGGUAUUGAAAGAUCCAACUGUAGAUGGAAAUGGUAAUGUUUCUGAGGACAGGAUGGUACAAGAUAAUCUUCGUGAAGGUAAGAAAGAAGAUGCUUCAUUCAGACAAGAUAUCAGCUUUGAGCAGAUGGGUGUGACUCCCACUGUUAGCCAAAACCGCACUACCAACUCAAGAGAAGUUGGCUCGCCAAAUCGUGUGCCUAGAGGAGACCAGUAUAAUGGUAACUCGAGAAAUGCAGAAAAUACACCGUCCAGACAAGAUGUUGGCUUGAAUCAGACGGUGCCUCUCACACCUUCUGUGAACCAGAAAUUCACUCCUGACACAAGCAGUGUCGGCUCACCUGGUGUGUCUGUAGGAAAGAAGCGACGUGGCAGGCCAAGGAAAGUGGGAAGCCCAAGAGGUAGGUCUGCUGAGAAAAGCAUUCCUGGGCUAGAACAUGUAGACGAGGCAAGGAGGAAGGCAAUACUGAGGGAGCUGAGGAAGAUGAAGACGGGCAGGUGAAGCUCCCAGAAUUAUUUCAACUAUUUCCUGAUCCUUUGGUGGAAUUCAAGUUUUGUAUUCUGCUCAACAAGUUUGAACUCUAGAAUGCUUCUGAUCGGACGGGAUAGGCACCCGGUCAAGACAACCGACAGGCAUGUUGUUUUGAAGAAGCAGGGUCAUAUUUUCACGUUCGUCGGUUUCUUAUAGAGCCUUGCUAAGCUUCGGUGCUGAAUUUCUGAUGGGGCACACCUCGAACGGGAAGUACUUAAAGGCUUAAAGCCACAACCAUGGCUUUUGAGU
Molecule: messenger RNA, 2940 nt
Organism: Lolium rigidum
Lineage: Eukaryota; Viridiplantae; Streptophyta; Magnoliopsida; Poales; Poaceae
Product: homeobox protein HAZ1-like
Exons: 8
Coding region: 166-2661 (831 amino acids)
Biological process (GO): chromatin organization; regulation of DNA-templated transcription
Cellular component (GO): nucleus
Molecular function (GO): chromatin binding; DNA binding
Source: RefSeq, a predicted model, not a curated record